This is a messenger RNA of Morchella sextelata, 252 nucleotides long. RefSeq lists its product as uncharacterized. The coding region runs from base 1 to 252 and encodes 83 amino acids. Lineage: Eukaryota; Fungi; Ascomycota; Pezizomycetes; Pezizales; Morchellaceae. The record is from RefSeq and is a predicted model, not a curated record. The transcript is spliced from 2 exons.
AUGCUCGUCUGGAAAUCUCUCUCCGUACGCACCGCCGCAACAAUUUCAACUCCCCUCUUCCGCGCCCACGCCCCCACGGCCGUUCUACACAUCAAGGGUCUCACGGCAGCAAACGUUGUGUUCCCGCCCCCAGAGGCUAUCAAAGAGUUCGAGAUGUCAUUCGCAGGAACUAUGGUCCGCUCGCCUACAGUUGCUAGAGGUUUGACUGCGACUGCUGCGAAGGCUGUCACUGCGAAGGCUGCCGCUGUGUAG